This is a messenger RNA of Lates calcarifer (barramundi perch), 955 nucleotides long. RefSeq names its product mast cell protease 2. Gene Ontology annotation, molecular function: serine-type endopeptidase activity. Bases 91 to 819 code for a protein of 242 amino acids. The record is from RefSeq and is a predicted model, not a curated record. NCBI's taxonomy places the organism in Eukaryota, Metazoa, Chordata, Actinopteri, Centropomidae. Gene Ontology annotation, biological process: proteolysis. The transcript is spliced from 5 exons.
AGGUCAGUGCAAAACAGACUGAGAAGCAAGCAUAUAAAAGGGUGGACUUGAUAUGCCAGGGUGAGCUAGGUUGAGCAGACUGUUGCCACAAUGCUGCACAGCUUUCUGCUUUUUUAUGUGCUUGGACAACAGGCACUUGGGAGUGAAAUCAUAAAUGGGAAUGAAGCCCCUGAGAACACACUGCUGUACAUGGCAUCCCUGCAGGUAAAUGGCCGUCAUAAAUGUGGAGGAUUCCUCGUCAGGAAAGACUUUGUAAUGACUGCUGCGCACUGUGAUGGGGAUAGGGUUGUUCUUGGCACCCACAAUCUCCACAAGUCUGGUAAAACAGUGAGACACAUUGUAAAGAGGUACAGAUACCCAGGUUAUGAUGGUGCAGGAAAUGGGAAGGACAUCAUGCUCCUCAAACUGUCUAGAGAAGUACAACUGGGCAACAGUAUGCAACUUGCUAAACUUCCCAGGUCUGCAAUAAACAUAAAGGACAAUGAGCAGUGCCGUGUAGCUGGAUGGGGUUACACUAGAACCAAUGGUAAUGUUGUUGAUGACCUGAGAGUGGUUGAUGUGUCCAUCAUUAACCCACAAGUCUGUAAGAGGGAAUGGCCUAGACUUCCUGCCAAUGUCAUCUGUGCAGGUGGAUAUGGCACAAACAAAGGAUUCUGUCAGGGUGAUUCUGGUGGCCCUCUGGAGUGCAACGGGAUAGUUGUUGGUAUUGUGUCUUUCAACAAUGCCUACAUCUGUGACUACCCAGAUUUUCCCAACAUCUACACAGACAUCUCCAAAUACCUUCCCUGGAUCAACCAGAUUCUGAGGAGUAAAGAUUGAAAAUGUAAAAUUCUUGCACAAAGCUUUGCUUCAGCAUACUUGAACUGUAUUAGUAAAGUGAUGUUGCUCUGUCAGUGUUUGCUCUUCAACACAAAAUAUUUCAAAUAAAAAAAAAAAUCUUUCAUCAGAAGACACA